Molecule: messenger RNA, 1554 nt
Organism: Eremothecium gossypii ATCC 10895
Lineage: Eukaryota; Fungi; Ascomycota; Saccharomycetes; Saccharomycetales; Saccharomycetaceae
Gene: GPI17
Product: GPI-anchor transamidase GPI17
Exons: 1
Coding region: 1-1554 (517 amino acids)
Biological process (GO): attachment of GPI anchor to protein
Cellular component (GO): GPI-anchor transamidase complex
Source: RefSeq, marked provisional
AUGGAGCAUUCAGGCUUGAGGAAGGCGAGCGCGCUAUGGUUUCUGCUGCUCUACGUGCUGAUUGGAGUGCCGGUGUGGUACCAGUUCACGUCCAUCCAACGCGCGCAUCUUCCGGCGCAGUAUAUUGAGCAGCUGCGCAACAACAAAAACAGCGACUUGCAUAUGGUGAUUCCCGUGUACUUGCGGUCGCCGGGGCACCGGUUUCCAGAUCUGCACGAUGCGGUGCAGGUGCAGGUGAACCAUGUGCUGAAGAAGCAGGACAAACAGGUGGAGUGGUCGCUGCAAGUGCUGCCGUAUGAGGAGGGCGUGGAAAUGAGCAAGGAGUACAUGGUGUCUCUGGUUCCGGACAGCGCGCCGGGGUUUGCGCUGCUCUUUGGCUUCCGGGAGACGGUUGUAUACUACGACGAGGAAACAAUACGGCAGAACGACCUGCCGUUCUUCAUUGCGCAGACGCUGGUGGAGCAUACAUUCGAGCACGAGUGGCGGCGCCUGGGCCAGGGUUACCAGCCCUCGGAGCUGCAGGAGGGCGUGCGCAACAUGGCAGUGGAGUAUAGCCCGCAGAUGCACCUGUCUGUCAGCCUCCUGACAGGCGACGGGCACCCGGUCUCGUGGGACAUUGAGGCUGUUUCGCAGAAGUAUCUGACGCCCCUCAGGCAGCUGCUGUCGCCGCUGGUGAACUUCACGGUCGACACGGCCGUCACGUACUUCAACAGCCUGAACUUGGACAAGCUUAAGGGCAGACAGUCGCUGUCCGAGAACGAGCUUGCGCAUACGGUAGAUCUCUCAGACCUGUCGUCCGCCAACUACUACCAGGAACCCUCCGCGCUUCAUCUGGCUAUCAUCUUCCCGUCGGCCGAGACAGGUCCUCUACUGUUUAUUAACUCCACCCGGCACUGGCAGUCGUUUCUGGUACCGCAGUGGGGGACUCUGAUCAUUAACGACAGGCCGCUGCCUGAGAACGCGCAUCUGGGUGAGGAGUACCUCGCUCCGAUCAUGCAUCGCUUUUCAAGGGAGCUGUUCACGCUUCUGGGCAUUACCGAGGCUCCGGAUAGCACGCACUCGCCACAGUUGAUGCUGGACUCCGCCCAGCGCUUUACCAUCCUGCGGAAUCUGAACAAGAGUGUCGAAACGCUGUGGUCGCUAGUCAAGAUGACAGACAACCUACCGCAGAUGUCCAUCCCUACAGACGUCCUAGAGAAUGUGAAGCAGGCGUUAGCCCUGCGUCUGGAGGUUGUCGAGCUUCUGAACGACCCUCUCAAAACCAACUCGUCCGAUAUCUGGGCCGAGGCGCUAGUGAAGAGCAACCGGCUGGCAGCGCUAUGUGAAAAAGCGUUUUUCCAUAAAGAGAUGGUUCAGCAGAACUUCCUCCCGCAAGAGCACAAGGUGGCAGUCUACUUGCCACUCCUUGGGCCGCUAACCAUUGUCACAUUUGCUGGCUGCUUCAAAGUAUUAACCGAGCAUACAAAGAAAACUACUGAGAAAAAGGAGAAAGGGGGGCCUCAAGAUGUCUCAGAGGUCUCAGCAGAUACUGAGCUUGAUACUGUAGAACAGUGA